This is a messenger RNA of Sinocyclocheilus grahami, 2361 nucleotides long. RefSeq names its product host cell factor 2-like. NCBI's taxonomy places the organism in Eukaryota, Metazoa, Chordata, Actinopteri, Cypriniformes, Cyprinidae. Bases 75 to 1868 code for a protein of 597 amino acids. Gene Ontology annotation, molecular function: transcription coactivator activity; protein binding. Gene Ontology annotation, cellular component: histone methyltransferase complex. The transcript is spliced from 15 exons. The record is from RefSeq and is a predicted model, not a curated record. Gene Ontology annotation, biological process: regulation of DNA-templated transcription; chromatin remodeling.
AGAGCUACUUAACUGUUUGCAUGUAGUCCGCCUUUAUUGCAUUGCAAUUGUGCCAAAUCAAACGAUAAUAUAUUAUGAUUAAUAAGGGUCCCAUAUGGAAAAGUGUGCGGUCUUACGCUGGACCUGUUCCGAGGGCGAGGCAUGGGCACCGGGUCGUGGCCAUACGAGAGCUGGUGGUUGUGUUUGGAGGUGGAAACGAGGGAAUAGCGACCAAUCUGCAUGUUUAUAACUCGGUGACCAAGCAGUGGUUCCUGCCAGCAGUGAGAGGGGAUAUCCCACCUGGUUGUGCCGCUCAUGGCUUCGUUUGUGAAGGCACACGGAUCCUGGUGUUUGGAGGGAUGGUUGAAUUUGGCCAGUAUACCAACAGCCUCUAUGAACUGCAGGCCAGUCGAUGGCUGUGGAAGAAACUGAAGCCCCGUCCACCAAGGAACGCAUCAGCUCCAUGUCCACGAAUUGGCCACAGCUUCACUCUUCAUGCUAAUAAGUGUUAUCUUUUUGGUGGAAUGGCCAAUGACAGUGAAGACCCAAAUGGCAAUGUACCAAGAUAUUUAGAUGACUUCUAUGAGCUGGAGCUGCAGGUCCAGUCUGGCGUUAAAGGCUGGAACAUUCCUGAAACCAAAGGUGGAGGCCCGUCAGCCAGAGAAUCCCAUAGUUCUGUGGUGUACUGUGUUAAGGGUGGAAGUGCCCCAAAGCUCUACAUAUUUGGGGGCAUGUGUGGGCACAGACUGAAUGAUUUGUGGCAACUAGACAUUGAGACUAUGACUUGGUCAUUGCCUCCAACCAGAGGUCAACUGCCACUACAGAGGAGCCUGCACACCUCCAAUGUGAUUGGAAACAAGUUAUAUGUGUUUGGAGGCUGGGUUCCCGUUGGAGAGGCAGAGGACACGCUUGCCGCAGAUGGAGUCAAGUGGAUCUGCACCAACUCUCUUUCCAUGCUAAACCUUGACACAAUGACAUGGCACAUCCAGGCAAGUGCAGAUGUCAAAGUUAGAGGAGAGAGAAAAUCUUCAUUGCUGGAAAGCAUUUUGAGGCCAAAGGAACCAGGUGAGGACAGGGCAGAUGUCCCACCAAAAGAUCAAGAAGGUGUUUCCGCGAUGCCAUCAGAUGUGAAUAAGGCUGGUAAGCUGAAUAUUACAUGCCAGAAAGAACGGGACAUCUCUCCAAUACCAUUCCAAAAGUCCAAGGACUCUGUGUGGUUUGAUGUAGGUGUGUUUAAAACACUGUAUUGUGAGGUUACACACUACUUCCUACCUUCUGAGGAUGGUGACAUGGCAUCGACCAUGUCUUGUCAAAACUCAUCUGACAGUGAGUGGAAGUUGCCGGGUCCUCAUUGUUUUAAGGAUCAUGAGAAGCAGGAGUUGGCCUCAGGAGUCACAUAUAAAUUCAGGGUGGCCGGCCUGAACAGCCGUGGCCUGGGUGACUUCAGUCCCAUCAGCGAGUUUAAAACCUGCCAGCCUGGAUUUCCUGGAGCCCCAUCUGCUGUAAAAAUCACCAAGGAUAAAGAUUCAGUGCAUAUCACCUGGGAGCCUCCCACCUCUCCGUCCGGGAAGGUCACGGAGUAUUCCAUGUACUUGGCAGUGAGGAAAAGUCGAGGGAACAGCGUGGAGCGACCUGGCGAGCAGGCCUUCAUCCGAAUCUACUGCGGUACCAAGACCUCAUGCACAGUGAGCGAAAGCCAGCUGAGCAACGCACACAUCGACUGCUCGGCACGGCCUGCCGUCGUCUUCCGAAUCGCUGCCAAGAAUGAGCAGGGCUACGGUCCGGCCACUCAGAUCCGCUGGCUGCAAGAUGCGAGCAAGCUGAAAUCGUCAGUGACGCAGGCAGACUCCAGUCCUCCAGCAGCAGAGCCUGACACCACCUGCAGAUGAACUCUCACCCCUGGUGGUCUGCCAGCUGCUGCACUGACUGCCAAAGCUCUAAUACUUCAGGACUGCAUUUCACUCUCUAUUAUUCCACAAAGCCUUUUGCCAUUUUAAUUUAACUCCUCUGUGUAUAGGAUUGUCCCAGUCCACUGUGUUUUUCUAAAUCUUGAUUGCCUUUUAAUGUCAUGGUAUGGUUUAUACAGUAAGCUUUAGGUUUAUCAGUAUCAGUCAAAUUGUUCAUCAUCACUGUAAAAAAUGUAUAUUUUACUUUAACACUUUUUAUAUUGAGUUCAUAAAUUUAUUUUUAUUAUGGACUGUUAUAGCCACUUUUUUUUUUUUUAAUAUCUCCAAAUCCCUACUAUGGUUUUUGUAAGCAAAAUUCAUUCAUGCCUUAGUGGAAAAUGAGCUACUUCCCCAUAUCUUAAACUGCAUGUACGUUUCUUAAAAUAGGCUCCUGUAUUUUUAGGAACUGCAUAAUUGCCAGUAGUUUGAACAAACA